UCUCUUCUUCUUCCUAUUUAUUUUAAUAAAUUGAUUGAUUGGUUAAUGAUGAAAAGCAAGUCCCUUUAGUUUGUAUUUUUUUUCUCUAUUGCUAUUGAGUUUACCUCUUUUUCUUUCUUUUAUUCAUAUCCACAUCUUUUAAUUUUCUUGUUUUAGCUUAUUAUUGCUAUUCUAAAACAUCACUAUACAAAGAUCUGGUGUUUUUGUACAAUUCCUUUCAACAAUUUCAAUUUUCACAUUACAAAUUUUCAAGUCCUGUCAAUUCUGUUUUUGUCAAACCAAAGAAUUAAGGAGAAAAACUAAUCUUAUCAUCAUGAAGAGGUUCAGUUUCUCAGAUUCUUCUGGCAAAUUGCUUUAUCCAACUGAAGAGAAAAAUACAGAGAAUUUGGGAUAUAGCAAUGAAUUUCAGGCAAUGUUGGAUGGAUUGGAAGAUGAAGAUGGGAUAGAAGAAAGUGGAUGUGGAACAGGGAAGAAAAGGAGGUUAAGAGUGGAUCAAGUUCAAGCACUGGAGAAAAUUUUCGAAGUUGAUAACAAACUUGAUCCAGAUAGAAAAGUAAAAAUUGCACAAGAAAUAGGCCUGCAACCAAGACAAAUUGCAAUUUGGUUCCAAAAUCGCCGCGCCCGUUGGAAGACUAAGCAAUUAGAAAGAGAUUAUAACAUUCUCAAGUCCAAUUAUGAAGCUCUUCAACAUAAUUACACCAAAGUUGAACAUGAAAAAGAAGGCUUGAUUACUGAGUUAAAAGGACUGAAAGAGAAGCUAGGAGAGGAAACAUUAUUAUCCCCUGUAUUUCAAAGGCCACAAGAAAUUCUGAAUAAGUUGAAGAAUUCAUCAGAUUUUGUGGAUUCAAAAGAUGGAUCAUCAGAUAGUGAUUCAAGUGGAGUGAUGAAUGAAGAAAAUUACAACAUUUCAACACUCAAAUAUCAACAAUUAAUGCCUAAAGUGUCAUCUUACAAUAAUGCCUUGGAUCAUUUGUCAUUAUCUUCAUCAACAUACACACAGUUAAUGGAUCCAAGGGCAAGUAAUUCUACAUCAUCAAUGAGAGCUUUUAAUAAUAGUAAUAAUCAGCAGCAGCAACAAGGUGUUGGGAGAAUUGAGGAGCAAAAUGGUUUUACAACAGAGGAUUCUUGUAACAUUUACUCUGUUGAUCAAGCACCAAAUCUUUAUUGGUACUUUAGUGACCAUAGAAAUUAGCUUUUAUAUAAGUUAGUAAUUGUCAUCAAUUUUAAAUAACAUGUAGCCUAAGUAUUUGAAGCAUCAAGAAGCUAUUUGUGUGUUUUUUUA
This is a messenger RNA of Solanum tuberosum (potato), 1282 nucleotides long. RefSeq names its product homeobox-leucine zipper protein ATHB-6-like. Gene Ontology annotation, molecular function: sequence-specific DNA binding; DNA-binding transcription factor activity, RNA polymerase II-specific. The transcript is spliced from 3 exons. Gene Ontology annotation, biological process: positive regulation of DNA-templated transcription. The coding region runs from base 314 to 1192 and encodes 292 amino acids. Gene Ontology annotation, cellular component: nucleus. Lineage: Eukaryota; Viridiplantae; Streptophyta; Magnoliopsida; Solanales; Solanaceae. The record is from RefSeq and is a predicted model, not a curated record.